AUGGCGUCCGAUGAAGAAGGGACAAGUUCAAGACGUAAAAGGACAUAUAAUUUAACUGCUAAUGACGUUUUUACUUUGUUGGGUCUUGAGAAAGAUACAAAUAACCAAGAAUCUGACUCAGAUGGUAGUAGUGACUUGAAUUUCAGCGAUUUUGAGCUUGAUAAUAGUGAUGAAUCUGAUUGUGAUGCUGAUGUGCAAGAUGUCAUGGAUGUUGACCCAACUGUACCGCAUACUAGCACUUCAAGAAAUAUGGAAAAUUAUUACAGAUUUCGAAAAGGAUUCUGCAUCCUCUGUAGGUGA
Paramuricea clavata is the source of this 300-nucleotide messenger RNA. The record is from the annotation of a GenBank genome assembly. NCBI's taxonomy places the organism in Eukaryota, Metazoa, Cnidaria, Anthozoa, Malacalcyonacea, Plexauridae.